Populus trichocarpa (black cottonwood) is the source of this 852-nucleotide messenger RNA. RefSeq names its product probable calcium-binding protein CML13. Gene Ontology annotation, molecular function: calcium ion binding. Gene Ontology annotation, cellular component: myosin II complex. The transcript has a single exon. NCBI's taxonomy places the organism in Eukaryota, Viridiplantae, Streptophyta, Magnoliopsida, Malpighiales, Salicaceae. The record is from RefSeq and is a predicted model, not a curated record. The coding region runs from base 199 to 642 and encodes 147 amino acids.
AAACGCUGUCGCUUUAAGCAUAACUUUAAACACUUGCCCCCAAAACGACACCGUCUAGCUCUAAAAAAACGCAUUCCGUCAUUUCCUUACAAGGAAAUCAAAAACACCAUCACCACCAACCAGCAACGUGAAGAGGGCGAGAGACAGCAUUUCCUCCAGAGAGAGAAACAAAGCGACCCGACCCAAAUCAGAAAAAAGAUGGGCAAGGAUCUGAGCGACGACCAGGUGUCAUCUAUGAAAGAAGCGUUCACACUCUUCGAUACAGAUGGUGACGGAAAGAUAGCCCCAUCGGAAUUAGGGAUCUUAAUGCGAUCUCUCGGUGGAAACCCGACCCAAGCCCAAUUAAAAUCCAUAAUCUCCCAGGAGAACCUGACUGCACCGUUUGAUUUCCCUAGAUUCCUUGAUUUAAUGGCAAAGCACAUGAAAGCUGAGCCGUUUGAUCGACAGUUACGAGAUGCAUUCAAAGUGCUUGAUAAGGAUAACACGGGGUUUGUUGCUGUUGCGGAUCUGCGUCAUAUUUUGACCAGUAUUGGGGAGAAGUUGGAGUUGGCGGAGUUUGAUGAGUGGAUCCGAGAAGUUGAUGUCGGGUCCGAUGGGAGGAUCCGGUACGAGGAUUUUAUUGCCAGAAUGGUUACGAAGUGAAAAUUAAUGAUUUGGUUUGUUAAGAGUUUCAAGUGCUUGUGUGUUUGUUGUGGAAGUAAUUUGUGGUAAAGUAAGCCUGUUAUUUGUUAAAAAGAAACGUUGUUCUUGUUUUGAGGGCAUGAGUGUUUGUUUUGGGUUUUGUUUGUAAUGGAUGACGAUGAUGAUGGUGUUAAUGUUUUUACCUUAAUUGACUCGUUGAAUUAAUUUUCA